Molecule: messenger RNA, 2830 nt
Organism: Ostrinia nubilalis (European corn borer)
Lineage: Eukaryota; Metazoa; Arthropoda; Insecta; Lepidoptera; Crambidae
Exons: 4
Coding region: 1-1362 (453 amino acids)
Cellular component (GO): extracellular region
Source: RefSeq, a predicted model, not a curated record
AUGUCGUGCCAUAGCGCGCGCACCCGCUCCGUGCGCGUCAUCAACUACUACGUGAAUACCGCCAGCCAACGACACGCAGCCAUAGCGCGCGUGCACGCCGUGGGGCCGCGCGCGCGCACCCGCCCAGCGCACGUGCGCGUCAUCGACUACUAUGCGCCCACCGCCAACGAUACUCAGAUGUACACCAUCCCAGAAGACUGCCCCGCCCGCAUCACCCACGAAUCACCGGAGUACCACUCUUCCGACAAUCUCUUCACUAAAGCCAAGUCCCUCAACCACAGCGGCGAACUUGUCAUCACCCACGAGUUCUCCUUCGAGGACAUUCCCGAAGGCAUACCCUUGGAAGACCCGAUCUAUGACACUCUGAAUAGAGACGAAAUCGCCUAUUUGAGCAAGUUCAACGAAGUUACGCCAAGAAAGAACACCGAAUAUGAUGAAAACAGCAUUAAUACCAUUCCAGAAGAUAUUUUUACAACUGAAAUGAACUCAAAAAUGAAUGAACAAAUUAACAAUGAACAAACUGAGACACUCAAAAUAACAUUCAGUGAUGCUGCAGAAGAACCAACUCAUGACUCAACAAGAAAAGGCAAAAGUUACAGCCAAGCCAAUUUCAGAAAUACGGAAAACAGUAACUAUUUUGCCCGAAAUUCAAAUCAAGCGUAUAGUCCAAGUUUGGCCAAAUUUGAUGAUGAUCAAGAGAAAUUUGAUGAUCCUGAAGUGGCGUAUAAAGAUUAUUCUGAUACAGUAACUCGCACUUUUACACUAAAUUAUAAUAAUUACUAUGAUAAUUACAUUAAAAAACACAAUAUUACGCCUGAGCCACGUAUAGCUAGUACAAGGGAUGUACAAUACAAUGAUUCUAAUGCAAAUUGGUUAAUCAAAGAAAAAGAAGAUCUUAGUAACUCAAACACUACAGUUACUAAAGCAAUGUCUGAAGCACUAACAGAAUUAUCUAGUCCAAAAUAUGAGGAAAACGUUUCUCUAAAUUUAGCACCGACAAUUCAAGAACACCAAACGUCGACUCCGAUUGAAGAACUGACGAAUCCAAAUGCUGAAACUCCGAAAGAAGCGUCACUUGGUGAAGUAAUGAACCCUAAUUUAGCAAGUUUUCACAUCAUCGAUAGUGAAAAGGAUCUUGAAGUUCCAACGGGAAUAGAGGGACCGGUACCCGCUGUGGUGCUGCCUCCACAGAACUUUGUGGCGGUGCCGCCUCCACCAGGUUUCCAGCCGCAGUUUGUAAUCGGAGGGUACCCGCGAGGCCUACCCUCUCCCAGCGCCUACUACCUACCCCCGUUCCGACGUGACGCGACCUACGUCCGUUACCCCUACUAUUACGGGAGGAACAGCCCUCCUGCUGGUUGAUUACUUUAGAUUUUAGAAUAUAAAUAGUGUCUAGAUAUAUAUAUCAAAGCAGCGCGGAAACUAGGCCGGUCUUUUAUAUGCCUAAUGUAAGCUUUUAGCUGCGCCCUUGUCUUCUGUUAGUCAGGUCUUUUUAGAUACCGCUCUCAUCGCCCUUGUUACAGCACUGUAAAAAAAUCGAUGUCUGCGUCCUCGAUGGAAACAUUAGUGUGUGACUUUUAGAAUAGUUUUACGGAUCCGGUCGAUUAAAAGAUAUUGAUGAAACAAAAAACAUAGCGUGUCAAUUGGAUCUUUUUUAUGGGACAGGAGUCAAACGAGCAAACGUAACGGAAGCAGUCCCAGGGGAGUUACAGGACCUCAUAAAAUAUGCGACUUAACGUUAAAUUGUAUUUUCAGUAAGUAAGUAAGUAGGUAUGCUUUAUUUUAACUUGACUUAUCUCUAGUGAGAUCUCAUUAGUCACAAACAAUUCAAAUUCUUUAUUAGCAUGGUAGGUUGUAGGUAGACCCCUUUCAAGGAACUUGCAAGUCACAACAUUAGGGUUUCGUCAGGGGCAUCAUCAUCAUCAUUCAUCAUCAUCAUCAUUUCAGCCAUAGGACGUCCACUGCUGAACAUAGGCCUCUCCCAAUGCUUUUCUCCCAUGUUGAUCGAUUGGUAGCGGCCUGCGUCCAGCGCUUCCCUGCUGCCUUUACGAUGUCGUCGGUCCACCUUGUAGGUGGACGUCCCACGCUGCGUUUUCCGGUACGCGGCCUCCAUUCCAGAACCUUUCUGCCCCAUCGGCCGUCAGUUCUGCGUACUAUGUGCCCUGCCCAUUGGGCAUGUCAUCAGGGGCAUGGUGGUGGGUCUGAAUGAAGUGGCUUGGCCAUACCACCACUUCGGGACAACUUGUCGGCUGGUGCUGAGAACUCGUCGAUUUCUUCACUCUUCAAGGAAUCUGCCUUUUCCCGACAGCGUGCGUGAUUUCCAAUCCCAGUACACCCAGACGCAAGCAACGAGUUAUGUCACGACCGGGUAUUGAUCCCGGGACCCAUUGACUAUGACUACAUUUGGGUGAUGCUUCUUGUUUUAGACACGUCAUACUAUUUUUGUUUCAAGUCACUUGUUUGAUUCUGUCGAGGAUGCUGUGUUGGAGAUAAAAAUACAACUUUACCUAUUUCAAUAGGUAGAUUUAGGGACCAAUUUAUUGAAAUCUUUCUUAUUAGAACAUAAGCUAAAUAAUUAGUAACGUAUUUUUAUGUAGGUAUUAAAGAAUGAUGUUAUUUAUUGUAAGUAAAAUAAUAAGGUUAGUGCUGUUUAGUCGUAAUUAAGUACUACUCGCAUUGUUAAUGUUAACUUAAUUAGAUCUAUAAAAUGUUAAGUAAGUAUUUAUUUCGUACGCGUGCCGUAACUCCGUAAGUAGGUAAUUAUGAUAUCACUAUUAUGUCAUACUGCCGCAUUGUUUAGGCUGUGAAUAUACUCAUUUAGACGUCUUUA